GUGUACAUUAGAAAAAUAAAAUAUGGUCGUGAAUUUUUCUUCCAAGUGAAAUCCGUUCGUCAUCGCACACGUUCGUAGUCCAAUUUGGAAAAAAACCUGAAAAUAUUAUUCAAAACUUCAACCAAAACAUAAUAAUCAUUCAAUUAAAUAAGAAAACAAUAAAAUUCCCUUAAAAUAUUCAUCAAAUUAUAAUCGACCCAACAAAAUAGAAGAAGAAAACUUUUCUUCAAGUUGUGGAAAAUUUCAUUAAAAAACACAGGGUGGAGGAAAAAAUAGAUAAAACCAACAAGAAAAAAAGAAAAAAGAAUAAGGAAUGAGUGAGUGCGAGUGGAGAACAAAAAGCAGGCAAUAAUAAAGUAAAGACACAAAGAAAAAAGAAACGCGUAUAAAAAUACAAAAAGUUUUUUAAAAAAAAUAAAUAAGAGUGAAGACGACACAACAACGUCGACGGUGACGGUGUGACCAAGACAACCAGCAGAGCAGCACCAGAACAGCACCAGCAGCAGUGAGCAGUUCCCUGUGACAGUCACCAAAACGAGAAGCGAAAUAAUAUGACAAUCAAACCAGUUGGGAGUCAGAAGUCUGCUGAUGGCGGAAAGAAAGACUCCCAUGGUCAUGUUCAGGUCGUCGUUGGAGGAGAGGCUCCAAAUCAAAAUGUCGUCCGCUCCACACAUCGCAAUGUCGUAAUCGACAGCCAUGCAGCACAGAGUCCACAACGUCGUGGAGAUGUUUACGAAGAGAUUUCUCGUCACCGUCGUAGUCCCCACAAAAGCAGUGGACGCCCCAAACGCGAACACCACAAACGUGAAAAGAACACAUCAACAGUUCAGAAAUGCAUUAGUCCCCAUCGUCAGACGUGUGUCCCAGUUCUAAGUAAUAAGCCGCCAAUUGAGCAGCAACAGUCCCCAUUAUCAACGUCACCAUGCCAAGCACAAGAUUCAGUUGAUGACAUCACAACUGCCAGUCUAAUAAAAGCCGUAGAAGAAGCCUAUUCCGGUUAUAACAGUGGCGAUGAGCAUUUACGCAACAAGGAAGACAUCAUAACUCCCGACGAAUGGCGAUUGCGCGAUGAGCAAUUCGAUAAACUUAUGUCCGAGCAGGGAUUCAUUGUGCAGAAUAUCGAAGAAGACGGAGCUUGUUUGUUUAGAGCCAUUUCUCUGCAAAUCUAUGGCGAUGAGGAAAUGCACGAUCAGAUUCGUCAACAGACAAUGGAUUAUCUUUACAAAAACCGCGAGUACUAUUCGCAAUUUGUCACUGAGGACAUCAACAGUUAUAUCAAGCGCAAACGUAAAAAGGAUUCCCAUGGCAAUCACAUCGAGAUCCAACUAAUGUCGGAGCUUUAUAAUCGCCCAAUUGAAUUGUAUUGCUAUAAGUCGAUGCCGAUUAACAUCUUCAAUUCUGAGCAACAGAACAAUGGCUAUCCUCCCUUGAGACUGGCAUACAUGCGAGGAUCUCAUUACAAUGCAAUUAUCGAUCCUUUCAAUGCCACUGUAGGUGUUGGACUUGGGUUAGCCGGCUAUAAGCCAGAGUUGCAGACAAAAGACGCAAUGGUUUUGAGUGAACAACUCGAGAUUGAACAGACAAUGUUUGAGGAUAAAUUGAAGACAACCGAUUGGGAGGCCACAAAUGAGGCAAUCGAAGAGCAAAUCGCUCGGGAAUCCUAUCUGCAAUGGUGUCGCGAGAAUAUGCAGCAAAAGGUGAGUGGUGGUGAGUUAGAAACUACAACCAGCAGCAACUACGCCAGUGGUAGUGGAGGAGCAGCUAAUACAACUGCUGCUGCCACAACCACAGCGACAGUAACUUCUGCAGAAGCCGCCGCCAUCGCGUCGCCCUCAAAGUACCAUCAACACCGAUUGAGGAGCUCCACAUGCACCGUAACCAAUGAAAAUCUCAAUUCUUCGACAUCGUCAACCUCCUCCGUGGGGUCAGUGCCGCCUGUGCCGGCUCCGUCUCCCGCCUCGGCUGAAACCUCAACAACAAUCACGCCGGCUGCGUUGUCUGCUUUGAAUGUUGGCAAUUUGUCGCCGAAGUCUUUGACUGCAUUUGCGCAGAGCUUGCGGAAGGAUUCGGAACUGUGCUUUGACAGUGAUGACACGGAUAUGAGCAGUACCAGUUCCAUUGAUCAUCCCUCAGGCGAGAAGGGCGCCAAUCGUGGAAAGAAGUCAAAGAAUCGUGGGGCAAAUUCUAGACUUAGUAAAAGACGGCGUCGAGAGGUUGCUGGCGGCAGUGGCAGCGCCGGAACUGAAUUAGGAGAAGAGAAAGACAGUGAUGAGAGUGAAAAGAUCACAACACCCAAGCAACAAAAAGCCACAAAAUUCUGUGAUUCUGAGACGAAAAAACUUUCACGCCCCACAACUCCAAUAACAUGCUCGCUCUUCUUCACCGAAAGCACCACAAACAAUCAACAGCAGAUCUCUGACGAGAAGCCUGCUACCUCCUCCCCAAUACCAUCGUCCUCUUCGACUUCCUGCUCCUCAUCGCCUGGCACAUCAAAGCAAGUUUCCCAUAGAGAUGCCACCUUCUUUUCAUCAUCUCCACCUCCCACAUCGGCAUUGCCAUUGGCAACAGCAUCAGCAUCGACACCACAGAAACCUGUGUCGUCAUUUUACCAAUCUUUGUUGGAAUCCUCCUACGUUGCUGAUGGUACGUCAGAUGGAUUUGCACAGCUGUCAGAAAGUGAAAUGCUCCAACAGGCAAUUCAGCUCUCUACACAGGAAUACUUGGAGGAUCAGAAACGAAAAGGCGGGCUUUUACUCUAAGUUUAGUUCGUAACUAAAUUAAAAAUCAGAAAUAACUUUUUAAAAAUAUCUAUAAAUAUGUUUAACCAUUCUAUUUUCUACCAACAAAAAAACAAAAAAACUCUCCAAUCUCCAAUCAAAACAAAAAAACACCCUCACAAGAAUGAAUUUCUCAUUCACUCUCUCUCGCUCUUUUAUUGUAGAACAAAAAUAUUUCAAAAAAAGAAAAGAAUAAAAUACAAAUUGCAAUGUAAAUUGAGCUUAAUUGAAGUAAACAAAAGUAAUUAUAUAUAAAUAGGUAUAAAAUAUAUCAAAGUAUUAACCAUUUAAGUGGAAAUUAUUAUAAUAAAUAAAUAAAAAAAAUAAAAAUACCACAAGAACACAAUUUCUAGGUUCAUCGAGGAAAAUUAUGAAACAAAACUUGAUUAACCUUUUUUUUUCUUUUAUCGAGCGAUAUUAAAUAUUUUUACUUAUUUUGUUUCUAAAAUUUAUUAUUGGUUAAACAUGAAA
Messenger RNA from Eupeodes corollae, 3248 nucleotides. RefSeq lists its product as uncharacterized. Bases 552 to 2759 code for a protein of 735 amino acids. The transcript is spliced from 8 exons. Gene Ontology annotation, molecular function: cysteine-type deubiquitinase activity; K63-linked deubiquitinase activity. Lineage: Eukaryota; Metazoa; Arthropoda; Insecta; Diptera; Syrphidae. Gene Ontology annotation, biological process: protein deubiquitination. The record is from RefSeq and is a predicted model, not a curated record.